Messenger RNA from Hypanus sabinus (Atlantic stingray), 1154 nucleotides. RefSeq names its product E3 ubiquitin-protein ligase TRIM39-like. The transcript has 4 exons. Gene Ontology annotation, molecular function: protein binding. Bases 99 to 902 code for a protein of 267 amino acids. The record is from RefSeq and is a predicted model, not a curated record. NCBI's taxonomy places the organism in Eukaryota, Metazoa, Chordata, Chondrichthyes, Myliobatiformes, Dasyatidae.
UCACAUCCCAGUUUGCUGAACUGCGCCAGAUUAUCACUGAGAAAGAGCAGAGCUUACUCAGGGAUCUUAGGGAAGAAGAGAAGAGGAUUCUCGACACAAUGGAGGAAAAUCUUCUAGCUCUUCAAAAGAACAUAAGGGUUAUUCAGGAGGAAAUCACUAAGCUAAGGGAACAGACAGAUCAAAAAGACAGUGUGAUAUUUCUCAAGGAGGAAGCUCAUCGUAACAAGAGGAUUAAUGACGAUGUCCAGGAAUUGUCAGUGACAGAUGAGGCCCUACCGGUUGAAAAAUUCGAUCACCUCUAUUUGUUGAACACAUUGCUGAGAGAAACACUUGAUGCCAUUAAUCGAGUCUCUGUCACCCUGGAUGUGGAAACGGCGAGUCCGUAUCUCGAGGUGUCUGAGGAUCGGAAGAGUGUGAGACUGACCGGGACCCGGAGGAAUCUCCCUGACACCGGGAAGAGAUUCACAAACUGGUUUUGUGUGCUGGGAUCGGAGGGAUUCACAUCGGGGAGACAUUACUGGGAGGUGGAGGUGACGGGGAAUCGGGGCUGGUGUCUGGGAGUCGCCGCAGAGUCUGUGGAGAGGAAGGGACCGGUCAGUCUGAGGCCGGAGACCGGAUUCUGGGUCAUCGGGCGGGUUGAUGACGUGUUACAUCGGGAUUGUGACGUGUUCUGUGUCCCCCCCUCCCCCGAGACCCGUCUCCCGACCGGUCCCAUUCCCAGGAUGGUGGGAGUUUAUCUCAGUUACGAAUCCGGGACAGUUUCAUUUUACAACGCGGAGACCAAGUCCCAUCUCCACACCUUCACUGGGAAUAAAUUCACGGGGAAACUUUAUCCAUUCUUCCGGACUGGGGAUGUAAACCAGUGGCUGAGAAUCUGCUCCGGUUCCGCUCCGGGUCUGUAAAUGGGGCAGGUCACGGGAUCGGCGUCAGGAGUAAAGUCCCUGUAAAUAUAAAUAAUAUGUGGAGAGUGCAGCAAAAUACGUGGCUAAGGAGAUGGUGCAGGAGGGAGGGCUUCAUGUUUCUGGACAAUUGGGCUUUGUUCCCGGGAAGGUGGGGCCUGUUCCGACGGGUCGGUUUGCCCCUGAACUGGAGGGGGAAUAACAUUCUUGCGUGUAGAUUUGCCAGUGCUGCUGGGGGGGGGGGGAGAUUUGUAG